Messenger RNA from Anoplopoma fimbria (sablefish), 2448 nucleotides. RefSeq names its product Fas associated factor family member 2 (gene faf2). The transcript has 11 exons. Gene Ontology annotation, cellular component: endoplasmic reticulum. Gene Ontology annotation, molecular function: ubiquitin binding. The record is from RefSeq and is a predicted model, not a curated record. The coding region runs from base 40 to 1377 and encodes 445 amino acids. NCBI's taxonomy places the organism in Eukaryota, Metazoa, Chordata, Actinopteri, Perciformes, Anoplopomatidae.
UGACGUCGUUACGCCUUGCUAGAUGAUUGGCGAGGUAAGAUGGCGGCGCCAGAGGAGCCAGAAUUAUCUCAGGCGCAGACAGAAAAGCUGCUUCAAUUCCAGGACCUGACCGGGCUGGAGUCUAUGGACCAGUGUCGUCGAACACUCGAGCAGCACAACUGGAACAUAGAGGCUGCAGUCCAGGACAGACUUAAUGAGCAGGAAGGAGUACCCAGUGUGUUUAACCCUCCACCAUCCAGACCAUUACAGGUCAAUACAGCAGACCAUAGAGUAUAUAGUUACAUCGUCUCAAGGCCACAACCCAGGGGAUUAAUAGGAUGGAGUUACUACUUGAUAAUGCUCCCAUUCAGAUUUACAUAUUACACACUUCUGGACAUAUUCAGGUUUGCCCUGCGUUUCAUCAGGCCAGAUCCUCGUGGCCGUGUGACAGACCCAGUCGGAGAUGUUGUGUCCUUCAUUCAUAGUUUUGAGGAGAAGUAUGGUCGGUCACACCCUGUAUUUUACCAGGGAACAUACAGCCAGGCAUUGAAUGAUGCCAAACGGGAGCUCCGCUACUUAUUAGUGUACCUUCAUGGGGAGGAUCAUCAAGACACUGACCAGUUUUGCCGCUCCACGUUAUGUACAGAAGAGGUCGUAACCUUCCUCAACACACAAAUGCUCUUUUGGGCAUGCUCCACCAGCAAGCCUGAGGGCUACAGAGUGUCCCAAGCAUUGCGAGAGAAUACCUACCCAUUCCUGGCCAUGAUAAUGCUGAAGGACCGCAAGAUGACAGUGGUGGGCAGGCUCGAGGGUCUCAUUCAGCCAGAGGACUUCAUCAAUCAGCUCACAUUCAUCAUGGAUGCCAACCAAACACAUCUGAUGUCAGAGCGCCUCGAACGGGAGGAGCGGAACCAGACCCAAGUGCUUAGGCAGCAGCAGGAUGAGGCCUAUCUUGCCUCCCUCCUUGCUGAUCAAGAGAAGGACCGAAAGAAAAGGGAGGAGGAGGAGCAGCUGAGGCAAGAGGAGGAGAAGGUCCUACAGAGUGCUCUUGCCGAGGAGCGAAGACGACGAACACUCGAAGAGGAGAAGGAGAGGAAGUCAGAAUGUCUUCCCCCGGAGCCACCUGCAGAUGAUCCUGAAAGUGUCAAAAUAGUGUUUAAGCUGCCCAAUGAUACAAGAGUAGAGCGACGAUUCCUCUUUGGGCAGUCUUUGACGGUAAUAUACGACUUCCUCUUCUCUUUGAAAGAAAGCCCAGAGAAGUUUCAGAUAAUUACAAACUUCCCUCGUCGAGUCUUGCCCUGCCUCCCGACUGAAGAGCAACCCAACCCUCCCACACUGAAAGAGGCGGGACUCAGUCGCUCUGAAGUCCUUUUUGUUCAGGACUUAACAGACGAUUAAUAGAUGACAUACCUCCUGUACAAUGGAAACACGUUUUCCUACAAUGCCCAACCACCCCCUUUUUUUCUUUUUCUUAUUUUGUUAAAUGGCCAUUAUGCACAAGUGAUCAUUGAGAUAAAAUCAUAACCUGGAAAAUUGUAAUCACCUCGCAUCCAGUCCUUGUUUGGUUGUGUGUACAGGGUUCCCAGUAGCCUGGAAAGUCUUGAAUUUUAUCAAAUAAAUAUUUCUUGAAGUCCUUCCUCGAACUCCUCUUUGUAUCCUUGGGGACAAAGAAGUUUUUUACCUAAUUCCUCUACUAGCUAUCAAGUAAUUCUUGUCCUUCCUCACCAGUAACUUUUGCAGCAAAGGAUAAAUCAUCUACUGAAAUGUACUGAAACAGUAGCAUAGCUUUGUGCAAAACUAGAACCAUAUCCCAAAUUCCUUAAUGUGUGAUCAUUGUAUUAAUACCUACUGACACACACAGGAUUCAGAAUGGAGAAGUAUUGAUUUCUAUGAUAGUGUGAAUGCAUUCGCUAUUUCUAUGUCAAAGACUUGAUGUUUGAGCCAUGUGUCCAAAUUUAAUUGAAUCUUCUUUGCCCCUUAGUUUGCAUGUUUCCUCAACAAUGAUUGUCAAGCACAGUACAUGUCUUGAGUGGUUGGCAUUGCUACGAUUGUUAAUGUAUGUGGUGGGGAGAGCAAAUGUACUACUAAGGAGCAGGUUGGUGGAUUUGGACAUAAUGGAAAUAUGGGAACCCUGUUUUAAAUGAGCCAUGACCUGUACAUAAGUUAAAUAUUUAAAAUCCCUACAUUUACCUUACAUUUUUUUUUUUAUGUUUUUUUGACUUGUCUGUGUCAUAAAAUGACCAAAUGCAGGUUGUUUACUAUGUGAAGCAGACUGCCUCAAGCUAUUGAAGUUUAAAAAUACAAUACUAAACAGAAGCCACAGCUUUUCCAUGUGGCUUUAUCUAGGAAAGUAUGAGUCUGCCCAUAGUGUGCCUGUGGUUACUCAUAGAUGCCUGUUUUGCCUGUAACAUCUAAAUGGGCUCAUGAAAAGAUGUAAUUUUCCAACUAUAAAUUAAAGAAUUUAAAAAA